Molecule: messenger RNA, 432 nt
Organism: Cadophora gregata
Lineage: Eukaryota; Fungi; Ascomycota; Leotiomycetes; Helotiales; Ploettnerulaceae
Gene: RPS16
Product: 40S ribosomal protein S16
Exons: 4
Coding region: 1-432 (143 amino acids)
Biological process (GO): maturation of SSU-rRNA from tricistronic rRNA transcript (SSU-rRNA, 5.8S rRNA, LSU-rRNA); translation
Cellular component (GO): ribosome; cytosolic small ribosomal subunit
Molecular function (GO): RNA binding; structural constituent of ribosome
Source: RefSeq, a predicted model, not a curated record
AUGGCCACCUCCCAGAGCGUUCAAUGCUUCGGCAAGAAGAAGACAGCCACCGCCGUCGCCCACUGCAAGGCAGGAAAAGGACUCGUCAAGGUUAACGGCAAGCCCCUUAACCUCGUCCAACCAGAGAUCUUGCGAUUCAAGGUCUACGAGCCCCUCCUCAUCGUUGGCCUAGAGAAGUUCGCAAAUGUCGACAUCCGAGUCCGCGUUACCGGUGGUGGACACACUUCCCAGGUCUACGCCAUCCGUCAAGCCAUCAGCAAGUCCAUUGUUGCAUACUACCAGAAGUUCGUCGAUGAGCACUCCAAGAACGCCAUAAAGCAACAACUUGUCGCAUAUGACCGCACGCUGUUGGUUGCGGAUAACAGACGUUGCGAGCCAAAGAAGUUCGGAGGUCCCGGAGCCAGAGCCAGAUACCAAAAGUCUUACCGUUAA